UUCUCCUAAUCCCAAUUUUAUUUUAAAGUUGUUGGUCACUAUUUAUCUUACGGUUAUUCACCCUACUUAUGUUUUUUUUUAUGGGUAAAUACAUGCUUAUGGUAGGCUUAUUAUAUCUCCAGAGAAACAAUUUGUUGUGGACUGUUGGUAUCUAGUGCCUCAAAGAAUGAAUACCUGUGAUUUCCUAAAACAAAGGAGGCACUAAACAAAAUUAUCCUCUCAACUCCAACAGAUUAAAACUGGAUUCUAUAAAUAGCUUUCUUGCUAUAACCUCCUUUGAAUAACACAAACUUAGUAACCAAAAAUACCAACCAAAACAAAACAAAACAAAAAAAACCAAAAAAAUCAACUAUGUCCAAUAUGUUCUUCCCACAUUUUCCUCUUACCCUCUUCUUCUGUUUCUGCCUAUUUUUCUCAUUUUCAUAUGCUCAUUUAAAGAGCCAUGAAACUCCCCAUUGUGAUUGUGAUUGUUCCUCUGCUCAUAACAAUAGGCAUGAUAAUAUUCCCACCAAGCCCAGUAAUUCUUCCCCCGCUCAUAACAACAGCCAUGAAGUUUCCACCAGGCCCGGUAAUUCCUCCCCUUCACAUUACAACAGCCAUGAAAUUCCCACCAAACCCAGUAAUUCUUCCCCCGUGCAUAACAACAACCAGGAAGUUCCUGCCAACCCUGGUAAUUCUUCCCCAGCUUAUAACAACAGCCAUGAAGUUCCCACCAGGCCUGGUAAUUCCUCCCCUGCACAUAACAACAGCCAUGAAGUUCCCACCAGUAAUUCUUCCCCCGCGCAUAACAACAGCCAGGAAGUUCCUGCCAACCCUGGUAAUUCUUCCCCAACUCAUAACAACAGCCAUGAAGUUCCCGCCAAACCCAGUAAUUCUUUCCCCGCGCAUAACAACAGCCAGGAAGUUCCUGCCAAGCCUGGUAAUUCUUCCCCUGGUCAUGUCAGUUCCUCUUAUAUUAUCUUUGUACCAGGGAACUCUUCCCCUGCUAAUAACAAUAGCCACGACACUUCAACCAGGCACAAUAACUAUAUAGGAUGCUUCGACAAGGUCUAUGCUUUUGGAGACUCCUACACUGAUACAGGAAAUGCUAAUAUACUGGAUGGUCACACAUCGAGCAGUUCAGAAAAAUCAAACAAUAAUUUAUGUGAUGGGCAUUUGAUGAUAGAUUUUCUAUGUGAUGCUCUUAAGUUACCACAUUUGCCACCCUUCCAAAAUACCUCAGCAAAUUUCUUAACUGGGGCCAAUUUUGCAAUAGCCGGAUCAACAGUUCUCCCCAAAGAGGAUUUUUCAACUGAGAAAAUUACUAACCUGUUCUGGAAAGGAAUACCAAUGAACUUUCAAACUCAGAUUGAUUGGUUCAAUAAGUUGAAGCAGCAGAUGGGAUGUACAGAUAAAAAUGGUAAAAGUUGCCAGGCUGAAUUGGAGAAUGCACUCUUCUGGAUAGGCUCUGUUGGUGUUAGCGACUAUGCUCGUAUACAAGGGGCCUCUUUAUCUUCACAUUGGCUCACACAGCAGUCUGUCCAUCAAGUUAGCAGCCUAAUCGAGGCAACACUGCAAAGCGGAGCAAAGUACAUCGUAGUUCAAGGCUUACCACCAAUAGGAUGCCUUCCACUACAUAUCUCGUUGUGUCCAGUGAAAGCUGCUCUUGAUAAUAUGGGAUGUGCAGGAGCUGUCAACGCAGCAGUGAUGAUGCACAACCAGAUCCUGCAAAGGAGAUUGGAAAGAUUCCGUAGUUUAUAUCCUAAUUGUCAUAUCUUAUAUGCUGACUACUGGAAUGCAUAUCUAACAAUUAAGAUGAACCUACAAAAGUACCAAUUUGAGGAACCUUUCAAACCUUGCUGUGGAGCUGCAGGGGGACACUUCAACCUGCAUUCAUUGUGUGGCUCACCUGGCACCGUUAAAUGUAAUGAUCCAAGCAAAUUUAUCAGCUGGGAUGGAAUCCAUCUUACAGAAGCGAUGAAUCGGAAAGUCACUGAUCUUUUCCUCAAUCAAGGCUUCUGUCAACCAUCUUUUAGUGAGUUGGUCAAAAGUAAGAGUGGCAUGUAGAUUGGACUCAAUGUAACCUAGUAAAUAAUACCGCUCCGGAAAGACCAAUCAAGAGAGCGAGAUAAUUCCCUUGUAAGAAUGAAAACUUUUAGAGUAGGCAGAUUACCUCUUUUAUCAAUAAAGAUAGACAACCUUUGUGGAGUGCAAUAAAUAUUUUCACCAAGCUUCAUUGUAAAUACACAUGUAUUGUCAUGCAUAAAUUUAUAUAUGUGGUAAUUUAAUGAACUGGAAGGACAUUCUUCCUUUGUUGAGACUUUCAACAGCUCUCAGCGGUUUUAACUGUAAAUCGGCUGGACACUCCAGCUAACUGCUCCUACACCAAAAUUGCAAGUCUUUUAUAUGUUUGUACUUCACAACAAAAAAGGCUGCUUUUUCCCAUCAAAACAUCUUCCAUUCCUCUUUAGUCUUUUGUCAAUUCUAUCUUGCCAAUCUGAUAAUAAGCACUUGAAAUUGUGUGGCAUCACCCAGUCAACACCAAAAAUGUUAUAAAUAAUGUCCAUUAUCUGUUGGGUACAGUAGCAAUGAAGCAAGAGGCAGUUGAUAGAUUCUUGUGAGUUCAAUUGCAGAGAAUUUUCUUCUCUGCAAUUGUUUUGGGUAAGGCAUUACCUGGGUAGCAAUCCACCUUUAGGCUACUUUGGUGGUGCUUUUGUCCUCCAUAUCAUCAUCUUCCAGAGCCAAUUGUUGUGCCAGUACACUAGCUUUUGAAGAAUAUCGUAGCACCGUUUCAGGGAGAAGAAGACACUGCUGCUAGCAAGCCCAAAUUGAGAGUCCACCCAGUUGUCAUCAACAGAAAUUGGCUGCAGAAGUGUCAAAAAUGUGUCUGAUAUCUUGGAUUUCUCAAUCAUUGAAGUUUCUUCUGAACUAUAGAUGCCAUUCAGAGAGUAAAAAACAGUCGGCCACCAUAACAUUUUUGUUUAGGGCUUAACUGUAGAGAGUAGGGAAUUCAUCCUCUAAUCUCCCUGAUUCAAUUCAUCAUCUCUCCAAAAAUAUUUCUUCGUUCCAUUCCCACCUUCAUCGUGAUGUUGCUUUAUCAUGCUAUCUUAACUUUACUGCUAAAAUAUAACACGUCCUGGUAAAGCUCUAGUAAAAUAAGAGAAUGUAUAGUUUGCAUAAUCAAAAGCAAAGGAUAUGCACUA
Solanum dulcamara is the source of this 3182-nucleotide messenger RNA. Its product is annotated as GDSL esterase/lipase At3g48460-like. Gene Ontology annotation, molecular function: hydrolase activity, acting on ester bonds. The record is from RefSeq and is a predicted model, not a curated record. The coding region runs from base 352 to 2046 and encodes 564 amino acids. The transcript has 3 exons. NCBI's taxonomy places the organism in Eukaryota, Viridiplantae, Streptophyta, Magnoliopsida, Solanales, Solanaceae.